UGUUUAAGAUAUCGGGUUGCAGUAUCUGAACUCUCGAAUGCAUGGGUUUCAGACCCUAACCCAAUAGAAUAGACUCAUUUGAUCGAGCAGGUGGUGUGCACACUUCAGACCCAUGAAACGCAACAAAUCAACAACGCUCUUCACAUUCGCUGAGAAAUGCAAGAAUGUAUUGGUAUCAAACUGGCAAGGUUCCCUCAAUACUAUCAAAGCAGAUGCCAAAGGAAGCAAAGGGAGUAUCCAUACAUCUAAGGUUAAGUACAUAGUUAGAAGGGGACAGCCAUACCUUUGGGUGCCAGAAAACGAUAUGCAUAAUGUGAACACAAUCAUUGAUGAGCGUGGUUCAUUUGCUGUGGCCAGCCCCUUUCCAGGUCCACUGGGCGCAAUAUUGAAAUCAUUGAAAAAGUUACCAGCACGGAUUGCUUUAUCUGGGGAUGUUCUUCCUCUUAAAGAAGAAAAGGCGAAGUCUCUUGAAGAAAAACUUCAGGAAGUCAUAGUAUCUGAGCAAAAAGCAAUCAAAGAGUUCAGUUAUACUGUUUCCGGAGUACUAAGUUCUAGUGUUAGCAGAACAUCUAGAAGUGAUAAUCUUCAGGGUCUAUUGGGAGACAAUGAAAGAUACACUGUAUAUAGGUUUAAAACAAGAUCCUGCACAUUUAUUGAUGUCCAUGGAGGCACUUUUGAUGUGGAUGUUCAAGAUUUGGAAACAUCCAAAGCCGAUCCCUUAGCACAAUUUUCUGCGAGGAUUAUUGAUGGAAUUAAUCAAAGUAAGGCGAGACGAACAGCACUCAUGCUUUUUUGUUUUGUUUACAAGGAUGUUAAUGCAAAGGAUGUAUAUGUAACGUCCAUUGAUCGCAAGGGUUUUGAUGUCCUGGCAAAAGUUACAAGUCCAGCUUUGAAGGACGGCAUUGGUGAUCACCAGUGGAAAGAAUUCAGGUUCAUGUUCAAGGACGAGGCAAAAGAUGUUGAAAUGUUCUUUAGUCAACUAGUGGAAAUGGAAGAGGAGGUCAUCAAUAAGGUUUCAGCCUCUAGUGGGCUAAACUAGAAUGAAAAUCCUUGGUUAGAUCUGCUUUCUUGUAUAAUUCUUUUGUCAGCUCUAGAUAUGGCAGUCACUUAGCCAGAGACAGCACAUCUUGACAUGGAUCAUUAGUUCUUUUAACCUCGUACUCUGUAUUGUUCUUCAUGAACUGGUAGUGUACAAGGCAUUCACUUAAGGUAUAGUGCAGUCUCAACUAUUAAAUUUACCUUUAGGCUCAUACAGGAUUUCGCUUUUUUAAUACUAUA
Molecule: messenger RNA, 1278 nt
Organism: Vigna unguiculata (cowpea)
Lineage: Eukaryota; Viridiplantae; Streptophyta; Magnoliopsida; Fabales; Fabaceae
Source: RefSeq, a predicted model, not a curated record